Molecule: messenger RNA, 3067 nt
Organism: Rhopilema esculentum
Lineage: Eukaryota; Metazoa; Cnidaria; Scyphozoa; Rhizostomeae; Rhizostomatidae
Source: RefSeq, a predicted model, not a curated record
AAUGACGAACGAACCAUCAACAACGAACAAUCAAGCAUUCGAAGUAAAAAAAGCUAUCGAUUCAGCCUUUACGGACGACGAAGAAGAUUUAAUUCCGUUAUCUUUAUUGUCCAAAAGACUACUGACAUCACGCUCAAAUAAAAGAACAUCAACGUCGGAAGACGAAUCAUCACCCAAAAAGAAAUGCGAAGGUUCUGUAACUGUAAAUCAUGCAGAAAUAUCAAAAGAGUUCAAUCGACUAAAAGAGCUGCUAGAACCUUCAUUCCCUUUAAUGCCAUCAAUUCGACCGCUCGUCGCUCCAGAUAUGGAUACAGACACUGAAACAACGCUCACGGCAAACGAAUCAGCAACAGAAGUAGAAAACUUCAACGAAUCUACAACAAAACCAACCAAAGUUACUCCAACAGCCCGAAAAUCCUUUGCCGCACCACGAAGUCCACCUACUCCACUAGCGUUCGAGCCGCAAACGCCACCUAUUUCAGAACCUGAUACAGAACCUCAACAAGAAAGACCAACAGUUCCACCAACCCUGGACAUCUUUAACUUCAAUUUAUCUGACGAUGUUCCGACUGUGAGUAGAGAUUUACCUAACUUCCCUUUUAACAUUCGACAAAAUGACCGUUUUUUUGAGACUUUACAGCAAAUUGGCUUAGCUAUUGAUAAUCUAAAAGAUUUUUCAUUAUCUCCUUCUUCUGACGAUGAUCUUUUUGCUACCUUUUUACCACAGUUGACUACUCGACUCGAACCUUUAAUGACGACAUUAACUGGACAGAAAUUUGGCAUAUUUACCAACUUGAAACAACUUUCAAUAUACUUAAUCGAUCAUUUUAUUUUCGACAUUCUGAACAUUUGCAAAUACCUUUUGACGGAUCAACUAACGAAAUACGAAAACAACGCCGCUCGACUAAAACACCUUAGAUCUACUAUUAAUAUUAACUACAUUAACAACCCUAAUAACCCAGAUUUGAUUGCCGAAUACAAACGGAGAAGAGCUACACAAAUUCAAAACAGCAGUUCAAUAAGAGAAAUGAUGCACACAGUUAACAAUGUCGCUUCAUUAAAAAGAAGUAUCAUAUACGAAGACCCGUUGUUCGAUUGUCACGAUGCAAUAAGAGUAACACUAUUGUGCGCAAUAGAUGAAAUCAUGUCAAAAACUGCCAUGACUGACGCUGAAAAAAUCAAAGACAUUUUUAUUAAUACGGUUAUGUAAAACCAACUAUAUAUGAACAUUUUUAACUAAGUAGAUUAGUAACUACAUUUUUUAUUAUUGAAGUAACUUUUCUUUAUAUAAACUUGAAGGCGUUGUAAGAAUUGUGAUCAUUUUGUCUCUAUCUUCAAUAUACUCAACAUUUUUUUGCAACAAAUCUAAAGCAGUAAAAUUUUCGAAAUUUCUCAAACUUUCAUUCAAAAGUGAAUCGGCAUAAGAAUGAAGUAAACUAACAACAGUUAUACAAUCAUCGUAUACUGCCAGAUGCAAAACUGACUCUUUUCGAUAAUUUUGCUUGUUUAAAUUGCAGCCACAUUCAACCAAAAAUUGAAUUACUUUGCAUUUUCUUUUACGAACAGCAAUCAUUAUAGGAGUUUCGUGAUUUAUAUUUUCUGCUUCAAUAUCGGCUCCAUUUUUUAUAAGAUGCUUUAAUAACCAUCUAUGUUCCAUCCAAGUAGACACAUCAGUUUCUUCAAUAUUUGGAAUUAUUCGAUGUAGAACAGUAUUUCCAUACUUAUCACGAUCAUUUAAACAUGUUGGAUCAUCUUUUACCAUAUAUAUAAUUUUAUCCAAUUGUGAAAGUUUUUUAUCAGUAACCAAUUUUAACAAUUCUGUCAACUCUCCCUUAUAUUGAAGCUUUUCCUCAAAAUACUGUAUUGAGAACUCGUCUUCAUCUUUCUUUUCAGAAAAACUCAAAAAAGAACCCAUAAUUUUAAACUUCAACUUUUUUUUAUAAAACUUCAACUAACCUUCAAUUUUUAAAACUUCAAAUUUAUACUCAAUUAAUAAAAAAAUUGAAGUUAUUUUAACUUAAAUACCAGUCCAACAAAAAUUAAAUCAAAGUUGUGAAAUAUUAUUUCUUAAAUAUAUAACCAUAUCUUUAAGAGUAGAUAAGUCAUCUUUGUCGGCUUUAGAAACUUCAAUUUCCUUUUGAGAACAUUUCUUCUCCAAAUCUUCUUUCAUUUUUACUGCAAGUUGUAACGCUGUUAAAUGUUGAUUGUUUUUCUUCAGAGGAUCAACAUUAGAACAAGAACUUUCAGAACGUCUCAAAAAAUCGCACCAAUUGCCAACAGCAUAAAAACCGUGCAAAUGUAAAGAGAUUACAGCUUUGUGCAAAACACUAUUUCCGUCGUAAUCGCAAAUAGACAAAUCCACCUCUUUGCGAAAAAGAUAAGAAGUUAGCAAUAUUUGCCCCUUCUUUAUGGCAAUCAUUAUAGGAGUUUCUCCAGCGUUAUUUUGCACAUUUAAAUCCACUUUAUUUCUUAUAAAAAUUUGAAAGAAAUAUUCCAAAGUUCCCCAAUCUUCUUUGUCUUCGUCCCAAUAUUCACAAACUUUAUGUAACAAUGUAUCUCCUUGUUCAUCUCGCUGCAUAAAAACUUCCCCAUUGUCGCGAACUCUCAUAUUUAUCAACAAACGUAAUCUCCAAUCUAAAAUAGGAGAAAUUCUUCUGUCAAAAAGUUCGAAGACAUUUCUUUUACUCUUACAGUACCUUUGAAGACCUUCAGUCGGAAAAUACAAAUCAGGAUGCUCAAGUUUGUUGUUCGUCUUUUCAGCCAUCUCAAGUUUGUUGUUCGUCUUUUCAGCCAUCUCGAUAAAAACUAAAAAAAAACCUUACGGACGGUCUUUUAUACAAUUUUGCCUCUGCGGAGCAGCCUGCCACGUGGUCUUAUACAGGACCCUACGCAGGAGCGCUAGGUUUAAUAUGCAACAGGUGGAACCCUAGUAUACACUACUCUCCAGAAGAUAGAUUUUCCAUCCCAACACCAAUUGCACAUGCGAAACUUUGCUUUAUAGUUCCUAGAGUUUUCUCUAUCUUCUUUUUCGCAUAUGAUAUGCGUCUAUGUUUUGGCAUGCCAUGGG